Hydra vulgaris (swiftwater hydra) is the source of this 5132-nucleotide messenger RNA. RefSeq lists its product as uncharacterized. NCBI's taxonomy places the organism in Eukaryota, Metazoa, Cnidaria, Hydrozoa, Anthoathecata, Hydridae. The record is from RefSeq and is a predicted model, not a curated record.
AUAAGCAAAAUUUUUAUUUUUAAAUAAAAAAUGAAAAUGAAGAGAUCGUUGUUUAUUGCAACAAUAAAUAUUUUUUUGUUGCAUGUAUCAACGUACUCAGGAGAGUCAGGAGAUUCUGAAUCAGAAGCAUCUGGUGACUUAGCUUCAGCAAAUGUAGACAGUUCAUGUAUUCUAAUAUCGCCGAGUUCAGAACAAAGUCCUUUUUCUGGUGAAUGUUCACUUGAAAAUGCACUUACUGGCUAUGUUGGACAGAUGGACCCUAAAACAAAUAAUUUUUUGAAAUCAAGUACAUUUAAGUGUUCAUCAUUAUCUCAAAAAGAUAAUGUAAAAAUAUUUGAGUGUGAAGCUAGCAGAUUUGAAAUAUUACCACGUGGACAGGGAACUAUAACAAUAAAAAAUGUCAAAUUAAAACUUGAGACAAAUAGUGUAAAUUAUAGAGACAUGAAGAUUCAAAUGGAAGGAGAUGAAAAUGCCAAGGUAACAAAAGAUGCCAAUAGUGAUGAUAUAAAAUUAGAUCUUUCUCCUAAUGAAGAAAUAGUUGUGGAAACAUAUUUAAAUCAACACUUUGGUGUUAGCUACCCUGAAUUAAAAAAAGUAACAAAGUUAAAUGAAUAUUUUCCUGACAGAUUAAAACAAGUUAAAUUGACUGCACUGUUUAAUCAAACAUUUGAUUAUGUUGAAGUUAUUUUUUGGAAUGAUGACAAGUCUUUCUUUAUCUUUCAAAAGUUUGAGAGUUCCAAUAAACCUUCUGUAGGAUUCUUUAAAGUUAUUGACUCAAAUUCUGUUGAAGUCUUAGAUAAAGUAUUGAAUGUUAAGCCUACCGAAACAUUUCUACCUAUUUUCAAGAUGUCAAAUAGCUGUUUUUCUUCGUGCACAUCAGACAUAACAAUGAUAAUGAGCAGCCAGCAUCGAGAUUUGAUCAAAGAUUGUAUAACAGAAGGGAGUAACACCAUGAUAUCAGAAGGGACAACAUUAAGAUGGAGAGUUGAAGAUCCAAAAAAAGUUAAAGUAUCUACAGAUCUAAAAAGCAAUGGCAUUGUUGAAGUAUUAAAAAACAACAUAGGAUUAUCAGCAUUGAUUUCUGAAGACAAUGGAGUUAUAAAAACUACCUCUUCUGAUAAUAUUACAAGUUCACUUUCAAAUAUCAUACAUACUUUCAUUCCAACAUACACUGAUGUAAUUUUAAAUGACCCAUUUAAAGAUGUGUUAACUAAGACAGUUACAUUUAAGACACUUAAUAUUGAUAACACAAAUGUUUAUCUUCAAUGUAUAAUUGACGAGGAUUGGUUUCUUGCUGAUAGCUUAGUUAACUUAAAAGGAUUGAACUUGACAAUUGAAGGAGAGAUUAACAAAGAUAAAUGGGCUAUUUCAGGAAAUGGAGAUGUAAUGAUUUUGGGAGAAAUGAUUGAAGCAAAAGUUGAAAAAGAUGAUAAAAAACUUGAAUAUUUACUUUAUGCUGAUUUUAAUGCAAGUAGCAUGAAAGAAUUGACAUUUGUUGCUAAAAAUGUAACUUUUCUACCUGAAGAAGAUGAUAGUAAGUUUGAUAGUUUGAAAAAUCUGCCUCUGUCAUCCCUUCAAUUGGGAAUAAAGCUCAAUUCUAAAUUUUUAAAGUUUUAUGGUCAAACUUUAUCUUAUGCAAGUUCUACUAAAAAAGAUGAUCAAACUUUCACACAAUUGGAAAUUGUUAUAUAUUUGAAUGGCCAAGACCCAAAAAUGAUUGUUGGAAUAUGUCAUGAUUUUGUAUUGUUUGAAAAAUUUACUGAUGAAGUAUUAAGUAUUAAAUUAGAGGGCGUUCCAUGGCUGGUUUUUGAAAAUUUGUGUUAUAUUAUGGGAAAAGCUGAAGAAAAAAAUUUGGAAAUAGUGAAGAGUUUUGAAAGUGAAGCUUUGACUAAAGUAAAGGAUGCCUUAGUUAUAAAACCAGGUAUUCAUUUCACUGGAAGUAUUUCAUACGAAGAAUCUGUCAAAAAUAUAGUAACAAAUGACCAAACAACUAAAGAUGAAAUUGCCAAUGAAAACCCCCCAAAAAAACAAGAUAUUCUCAAUUUUAUUAAAAACAACCCAGAGAUCUUUAAUGUCCUUAAGUAUGGCGAAGGUACUAUUUCUCAAACAAUGUUCAGCUUUGAAGCAAAACCUAGUCUUGUUAAUUCAUUUUUCACAUUAAAAGAUCACGACGAUUUAAUUAUUAAAAAUCCUUCUCUGCACAUUAAAGAAAUUGUAAAAGAAACUGUUACAGUUGAAAUAUCAAAAAAUGUUGAAGACAGCGUUGUAGUCAAGCACCGUCGCAAAAAACAUAGCAGUCAUCACAAAAAACCUGAAGUGCGUUCGGUUGAAGAUAGUACUACUAUAAAAGAAACUGAAAGAGUUGUUGGAAUGGUUCUUAAAGGCAGUUUUGAGAAUAUUAACGAAAAUCUUAAUUUUGUAUUUGACGGUGAGAUUUCAAGUUGUGAUACAGGUCUGCUAACACUUCAGUGUAAAAAUGCCAUUGUUAAAGUUCUUCGUAGCGAAGCUGAGUUUCAUGUAUCUGAUGGAAAAAGUGUUGCAAAUGAUAAUGUUUUUUCAAUUUUUGAUUUUGAGUCAAAAACAAAACUGGUAUUUCAAGACAGAGAAACAAUUUUGAAACGUGCUUGCUUGUCAUUCGAUAUAGGAGAACCCAGUCAAAUGUAUUUUUCAUCCAAGAUGAAUCUUAAGAACUUUAACGCAGUUUUAACAAAAUUUCAAUUAAAUGAAGAACUAAGAGGUAUUAAGAGCAAGUUUAUAUUUGCUGAUUCGACAUUCAAUGAGGGAUCUUUAUUAGUGUUGGCUGGAAAAAACACUAUAGUCGUUGAUGCUGGAAACCGCACUGCUCGAGACUCAGUGUUAACUUUAUUUGGAUCUGUUAAAAGAAAUCUAGUUGAUACAUUUGAUUAUAAAAUAGAAAUAAAAAAAUGUUUGAUAAGAUAUGAAGAAUGGCUUCCAAUGUUAAGUGAUACUAAGCAAAAUUUUAAAAUUUAUCAUAAAGGGGAUCGUUCUAUGGGGCCCAAAUUAAAGUUAGAUUGGAACUUUUGCAGAACAAAGACUUUUAAAUCUAGUUUCCAAGGAGAAAUUGAAACAAUUGGCAUUUCUGAAGAUUUCGAUUUUGAAGUUAAGAAUGAUGGUCGGUUCAGCCUUUUUCCAGAAUCAAAAUUUUUUAGUGAAGCAAAAGCUGAUAUUUCCAUUAAACAAGAAAUAAGUUUAGCUUCUUUAAAAGAUAUUAAUCCCAAACUUCAUGUUGAUUUAAUCAGAGAUCCUGAUGCUAAGAAUUUAAUUCAAAGCACAGUAGAAAAUCAUUUUAAAGGUUUAGCAAAAGAAUUCUCUAAUGCAUACAGUGGUGAUUUUUUUUCCAAUCAAAACAUAGCCGCUGAAGAUCUUUUGUUUAACUCAACAAAGAAUGUAAUAGAUGCUUUAGAACCAGUAAAUAAAAUGAUAUCAGAUCAAAUUUCAAAUAUAAAUUCCAUCUUAUCUAUUGCCAAUCAAGAUUGUGUACAAAAAUGCAUCCAAAGUGAAGUCAAAAUACCUGGAAUUAAUGCUCAGGACAUUUCAACCAAUGAGAUUACUUUUGAAUGGAAGCCAGAUUAUAAAAAUGCAGCAAAUGUUACUUGCAUUGCAGAGUGUGAAAUUGAAAAGAGUUUAUCAACAGAAGAUUAUUCAUAUAAAGUUAAUGAUGUCAAGAAAAUCUUGAAUGACUUUGAUAAAUUAAAUGAUGAGGCAAAAGAUAUUCACAAAUUGUACACAUCCUUUGAAUCACAAUCUAAACUUAAUGCUGAUGAUUUCAAUCAAAAAAAAGAAAAAUACAAAGAUCUGUUUGCAAUGUUGAAUGGAGUUAAUGAAAUGUCUGCCAAAAACGAAAUUUUUUUUGAUAUAAAAAAAUUUGAAUUAAAUGCAUAUGUUGUAGAUAUAAAAAUGCAAGGUGACAACUGUGUUGAAGGCUUUCAAGUAACUUAUAGGAUGUUUCAAUUUGACGAUAGAAACCUUGAACUUUGUCAGUGUUUUAAUGGGGAAUAUGCAACUUACUUUGCAAACAAGAUUGCAAAGGAUUAUUUGGGAACUCAAUUCCCUAAUAUUGAAGAAUUUUAUCAAUUUGAAAGCAUAUAUGUAGCGAAACAAGAAGAAAAUUUGAAUUCGUUAGAAACAUCUUUAAAAAAUCUCUUAAAGAAAUAUGAAAAUGUUCCAGUACAAGAAGAUGUACAAUCCAAUAGUCAAACAAAAGAUAUGUUGCCUUCUUUCAAUAACUCAGUCAUUGAUUUACAACUUUUGACAUUCCACACACAGAAGCUUCAACUGCCACAGCUAACCGCCAGUAGUCGCGCCCUAUUAGAUGAGAAUCAUUACACUGUAACUCGCAGUCUUAAAACAAAAAAUGCAUUUUUGUAUAGUUCACCUUGGGCAGCUUUAAGUGCCUUUGAUCCUGAAAGUUCCUUGAAGAAAGCUAAAUUAGUUGUGAGAGCACUACCCUCAAACAAAUCUCAUUGUUCUGCUGUUACUGAUGCUGGCAAUCAAUAUGUUGAAUUAUACAACAGCAUUCGAUCAAUUUCAGACUCAUAUAGUCAAACCAUGAAUCAAUUAAAUUUAAUACAUCAAUCAAUGGAAAAAGAAACUAGUUCAUUAAAAGCAAGUAAAGUUGGAACUUCAAGUAAAACAAACACAGAUGCUCAAUAUUGGGUCAGACAAUUAGAGCGAGGUACUCAGUAUUUCUCUGAUUUGAUUAAAAAGAAACUAUCCAAAUACAGUGCUACAGCAUUAAACGAAUUUAAAUCAAAAUUUGAAAGUGCAUUAAAGCGAAAUGGUGUUCAAAACAUUGCUAGGUUUGUGAGGCAGUUAAAAGGAAAGCUCCAAAAGGCUUUAACAACCAAAAAAACAAAAGGCAUAACUGCAGCAUCAAAACUGUCUGAAGCAAUUGUAGCUUUGUUUAGCAAGCCAAACCUAAAAUUAGAUGAAGUUUCAAACCGUAUUAAAGACAUGGAAAAAUAUAUAUCGAACAUUAAUGGAAUGGUUCGCACUUGCAAAAUUUAAUGAUUUUUUUCAUUGCGUUAAUCCCUUCAUCAAUGAAGCGUAAUAAAUAAACAAGAAAAACUUGUAUUCUUUUUAAAAAUACAAAGAAUGAUUUUAUAAAAUAA